UCGUGGUACCUAUUCGUAUGUAUCUCCAGUUAAAUCAUGGACGUGGCAUUAGCUUGGACGAGAAUAAGAAGAGUUCAAGCGGCCUUCUAUAUGCUUCUCGGGUUACGACUUACCGCUGUACACUUUCCUGAUUCAGCGACCGUCUCAGACGGCGACCGCUUUACUUUUAUAAUAGUGGGAGGAGGGACUGCAGGCUGCGUGCUUGCUAACCGACUCUCAGAGUGGAGUCGGUACAACGUGCUUCUCAUCGAGGCUGGUGGUGAUCCACCUUAUGAGUCCAUGCUUCCAGGAUUAGUAGGCUACCUUCCAAAAACGCCAUAUGACUGGAACUACACAGACCAAUACGACAGAAACCGAGAGUUAUACCAAAACGGUUCAGAACUCCACCAAUAUGAAACGGUACCAGAACGGAGAUUGUCACUGACACAAGGCAAAAUGUUGGGUGGAUCCAGUGGCAACAAUUUCAUGUUUUAUGCUAGAGGACAUCCUCACGAUUACAACUCUUGGGCAGAAAAACUCAGAGAUCCGUCCUGGAACUACGAAAAUGUAUUACCGUACUUCAAGAAGAGUGAACAUUUAAGCGAUCCUGGAAUUCUUGCAUCUAAAUACGGGGAAUUCCACGGAACUGCAGGCUAUCUUCAUAUCACCAGAGCAAAGGAUCCUAAAACUAAAGAAUAUGCUGAUAUGUUUCACGAAUUGGGACAUAAAAUGCGAAUUGAUUUCAAUAGCUAUGAAACUCUAGGAUUUGGUGAAGGUACUUUUGCUAUUUACAAAGGAGUUCGACAGAGUACAGCUUUUAGUUUCCUUAAGCCAAUUAAACAUCGACAAAAUUUGCGCGUGCUUAAGAAUACACUGGUUACCAGAAUCCUAUUUGAUAAAUUUAAAAAUGCUAUAGGAGUAGAAGCAUUGACUAAAGACAGAAAAUUAAUCAAGAUAAUGGCAGAUACUGAAGUGAUAAUAACUGCUGGGGCAUUUAACUCACCCAAGUUACUUUUGCUCUCUGGCAUCGGUCCCAAAGAAGACUUGAUAAGUUUAGACAUAAAUGUAGUUUCUAAUCUACCAGUUGGACAACAUUUAAAAGAACAACCACCAGCUUUAGUUGCAUACAAAAUGAAAAAAUCUAGUAAACCACUAAAACCAACAAAUUACGGAAAAUAUCCCUUUUCUACUUUAAUAGGUUUUAUAGCACUUAACAAAUCUCAAAAUUAUCCAGAUACUGAAUCUAUAUGUUACAUCAUUCCUAAUGAAUCGGAUGCUGCGUUAUCAUUAUGCUCUUUUAAUUUUGGUCUUACUAAUGACACAUGCCAAGCCCUUUACGAAGCUGGUAAAGGGAGAGAGAUAUUAUUUUGUAUGCAAGUUCUGCUGCAUCCCAAAUCAAGUGGCACUGUUAAGCUCCAAAGUACAAAUCCUGAAGAUGAUCCUUUAAUCUCUCUAAGAACUUACUCAGAGAAGGAAGACGUAGAAACUAUGGUAGACGCUUGUAGUGUUUUGGAUAGAAUCAGGUCUUCAAGUUAUUAUAAGAUUAUUGGUGGUGAAGUGAUUGAUCUUAGACUACCUAAAUGUUUAGGGUUGAAAUAUGGGACUGGGGGAUACUGGCGUUGUCAGGCGUUAAGCACAAGAUGGUCGAUUUGGCACUACAGCAGCUCGUGCGGCAUAGGCCGUGUCGUGGAUUCCAGACUGCGUGUGUAUGGCGUGAAACGACUGCGCGUGGCGGACAGCUCCGCUAUGCCCAGCAUUCCCCGUUCAAACAUUAUGGGACCCGUGAUUAUGAUCGCCGAGAAGGCUGCUGACAUGAUUAAGUCAGAUAAUUCUAUUAACCUUGUAAGGCCAAAUGUGCAUUAUAAUGUACACUGUUUCAAUCUAAUUCGAACCUUUCAAUAA
Molecule: messenger RNA, 1881 nt
Organism: Cydia strobilella
Lineage: Eukaryota; Metazoa; Arthropoda; Insecta; Lepidoptera; Tortricidae
Product: ecdysone oxidase-like
Exons: 3
Coding region: 37-1881 (614 amino acids)
Molecular function (GO): flavin adenine dinucleotide binding; oxidoreductase activity, acting on CH-OH group of donors
Source: RefSeq, a predicted model, not a curated record